AUGGACCCUUCAGUUACACCUUCAUUGCCCAAGACUCCCGAGUUGGAGCCUGUUUUUCUUGUCAACUUGAAGUUGAAUCCAGCUCCCUCGCCAGUUUUCUCGGAUUCUGCCAAAGACAAGUCAUUGACCUUGGCUAGAGUCGCUGAGGGUUACAUUGAGACAGUCAAGAACAAGUACGGCUUUGAGCUCGAGGUGAAGGACAUUUCUGGUUUUGAUGAUAUUACUACAAACCACAGAGACGGCUAUAACUCGUUGGACUGCAAGUUGUACGGUAAAACACCCGAAGGUGCUGGUGUGUACAUCACUUACGAAGGUAUCAUCCAAUUGACCGAGCCUACCGUGGCUGUUCUUUCUGGAAAGAGCGAUGGGUCUUCAUUUGAGGAUGCUUACGUGACCAGCAACCCUAGAAUCCACUUUGACGGUGAUGUCCUGGACAAGUACAAGUGGGCCGUCAAGGAGAACUUGAUUGGUAAGGGCCGUUUUGUUAAGGACCCUAACGGUAACUUGUACGUGCAAUACUACGUCUAUGUGUUCCGCUAG
Molecule: messenger RNA, 540 nt
Organism: Candidozyma duobushaemuli
Lineage: Eukaryota; Fungi; Ascomycota; Pichiomycetes; Serinales; Metschnikowiaceae
Exons: 1
Coding region: 1-540 (179 amino acids)
Source: RefSeq, a predicted model, not a curated record